UGAGUAGCCAGCCGGGAGGAGUUCAGUAAAAGCGCUGUUAUCGCCAGCUUUUACCCAGGUCUCGUUCAAUAAAAGUAGGUCCAACUUAUGCGUUAAAAUAAAAUCCUUAAGUAUAAAAGUCUUGUUGGAAAGGGACCUAGUAUUCACUAGCGCGCUCGUUUUGCUGCUCCGCGCGGCUGAGCGGGCGGAGAUUCCCCGGUACACUGCCCCGUCUCUGGGUCUCAGCGUAACGCCAACGCGGAAGUGUGCAGCUGGUCCCAGGAGCAGUCUGUAAGAGCCAUCGGUAGCUGAUAUGGACUUGUAAAUCCACACAGUAUCCAGACGCUGGGCAGCGGGGAGCACUUUCAUCUGCAGAAGCCAGCUAUAAAAGCCGCCGUGCUGAUUCAGCGAUGGUACCGUCAGUACGUCGCCCGCACAGAGAUGAGGCGCAGAUAUACCUGGCACAUCUUCCAGUCCAUCGAAUACUCUGGAGAACAAGCCCAAAUAAAACUUUACAAUUUCCUCGGCUAUCUCAUGGACAACUUCACACCGUCAAGCUGUGAACGGAAUUUGAUCUCACACAUCUUCAGAGAGAAUGAGGUGUGUCGGGACGCAGAGUGGGAGAGGUACUUCUGCUACAAAAACAUAGAGGUGCCAGAGAUUUAUUCAGGACCCCAUCUCACCUUCCCACUCACUGUGGAGCAGGCAGCUGGCCUGGUGGAAGCCUUUAGGAACAAGAAACAGCUACAUUCUCGCUACGUUCUCCAGCUCCUCUUGGAGACAUGGAAACAGCUCCGGAUGUUGCCAAAUAUCAAUCGCGUCUCCACCUGCCACAGUAAAGAAAUCACUAUUUGUGGUGAUUUACAUGGACAGCUGGAAGACCUGCUACUGAUUUUCUACAAGAAUGGGAUGCCAUCCUUAGAGAAGUCAUAUGUGUUUAAUGGAGACUUCGUAGACCGAGGCAAAGACUCCAUUGAGAUCCUCCUCAUUCUGUUUUCAUUCCUACUCAUCUAUCCCAGUGCGGUCCACCUUAACCGCGGAAACCAUGAGGACCACAUAGUCAACUUGAGGUAUGGCUUCACAAAAGAAGUGCUGUCGAAGUAUAAGAUGCAUGGAAAACGGAUCCUGAAGCUGCUACAAAAAAUAUUCAGCUGGCUGCCCUUAGCAACAGUGAUUGACCAGAAGGUACUGGUCCUUCAUGGAGGGAUCUCCGACAGCACAGACCUCAGUGUCCUCACCAGGGUGGACAGACACAAUUAUGUAUCUGCACUGAAACCUCCGAAGAAGAGACAUGACUUCUCAGCCGGCUUAUCCAGUGACUCGGAAACUGAUGAAGAAUUUUGGGGUACCAGCAAGGUGUUCCAGCGCCAGGCCUCCUUCAGCUUUCCUAAACCCUUGGGAACCCGCGAGAGCUUCCAGAACCGCUCUCUGCAGGACUUCUCUGAUCGGAUCAAAGGGACAUUAAAUGAUGAACGGGACAUUCACAUGCGCAAAGCAUCCAUUAUCAGUGCUGAGAACAUAAGAUUAGAAAAUACGACAGUCCCAUCUGUAUCUUCUGACUCGAUGAGCAGUGACAAUGCCAGGGAAGAGUGGAAAUGGAUCCUGGACCUCUUGUGGAGUGACCCAAUGAAUGAAGACGGCUGUAUGCCCAAUGAGGUGAGGGGUGGUGGCUGCUACUGGGGCCCCGAUGUCACAGAAGAGUUUCUGAACAAACACAACCUGCAGCUCAUAAUCCGCUCCCAUGAGUGUAAACAGGACGGCUAUGAGUUCUGCCACAACCGUAAGGUUCUCACAUUGUUCUCUGCCUCCAAUUACUAUGAUGUGGGCAGCAACAGGGGAGCCUAUGUCAAACUGGGCCCGGACCUCGUGCCUUACGUCAUUCAGUACCAGGCCACCAGCAUGACCAGAGAGCGCACUGUCAAACAAAGUGUGGGCCGAACAGAGCGCUCCGCCCUCAGAGUCCUCAGGGAGCAGCUGUUUGCUCACAAAUCAGACCUCAUCUGUGCCUUUAAACAGUUUGACAUCAAGGACACAGGUCUUGUGUCUCUGAAUGACUGGGCGUCUGCUGUAGAGAACGUGAUGAACCUUGCCCUGCCCUGGAGAAUGCUUCGCUGUCAGCUGGUCACCUGCAAAAUCUCAGAGGGCAUGAUAGACUACCACGCGUGGUUCGACACACUCGCCAUCAAAGGAUCCAACAAUGAUCACAUUGAUCAGAAUCUGCUUGACACCCUGUACCGCCACCGCUCCACUGUGGAGACCAUCUUCAGAAUAGUGGACACAGACAACUCAGGCUUCAUCACCAUUGAGGACUUCCUGCAGACAUGGAAGUUGCUGAGCGUCUACCUAAAGAUGGAGAUCACAGACGAGUCUAUCUCUGACCUGGCCGUCACCAUUGACAGCAACCACGAUGGCAGCAUCGAUAUUGACGAGUUUAUGGAGGCUUUCCGUCUCACCGACCAGAAGAGUCACUUGGAGCGAGGCCGCAGCAUGUUCAUGGGAACAGCUGUUGACCUCCCCAAACGGGAGGGACCAGACCUCUGCAAUUUCAACACAGAGGAAAACAGUGAAUCACAGCUUAACAGGGAGUGACAUCCUCACUUGGAAGAAGGAGAUGAAACAAACCAAAGCUGCUUUAAUGACGCACAUGAAGACGUUGGAUGCUGCACGUGGAUCACGCGGGAUUACGAAGAAGUCAGAGUUCAGGGUAUUAGACAUCAAAUGUCUAUUUCACAUGGACUGAGGACUAUAAGUCACACUGACAAAAUAAUGUAUUCGAGUAAGUUAUUAAUAAAUAUAUUAAAAAAUACAAAUAAAAAAUGAUGUAAAUUUAAAUGACAAAAACUAAAAUACAUGUGAAUGAAAAAAUAAUGAAGUGAUUUGAAUAAUUCUCACCUGAUUUGAUUAAACAGUGGUGAUCUGAUGAAAACAGACAUUUAAAAAAAAUACUUUUCCUUCUUCUCUGUGCUGGCAACAGUGUAGAGUUUGGACAGCAAAAACAUGGGUAGGUGGAUUAGUAUAUCCAGCCAGUUUA
Thalassophryne amazonica is the source of this 3010-nucleotide messenger RNA. Its product is annotated as serine/threonine-protein phosphatase with EF-hands 2. Gene Ontology annotation, cellular component: cytosol; nucleus. The transcript is spliced from 16 exons. The record is from RefSeq and is a predicted model, not a curated record. Gene Ontology annotation, biological process: detection of stimulus involved in sensory perception; negative regulation of MAPK cascade. The coding region runs from base 421 to 2568 and encodes 715 amino acids. Gene Ontology annotation, molecular function: iron ion binding; Hsp90 protein binding; protein serine/threonine phosphatase activity. NCBI's taxonomy places the organism in Eukaryota, Metazoa, Chordata, Actinopteri, Batrachoidiformes, Batrachoididae.